UACUUGGGUUGACCUGAUGAAAACAAACACAUACGAGGCUGACGGGAAGCGUCGUCUUUUCUUAAAACGCAACGUUCUCCGGAUUGUUAAAGAUUCCACUAAGCCCACUUGUCAGUGGCGACAGUGUAGCCGGAUGUCCGGCACAGGCAUCAAAAGCUGUCAGGAAUGCUGAGUGAGUACCGGGCUGGCAGGAUCCUUCCAGCGGCCGCUGGUACUGAACUUCAUUACUUGUGGUAUCCUUGUGUUAAUCGGCUGGGGGACGACACGAGCUACAGGCAGGGUUUCCAUCCACUAUGGAGGCUGAUCUAAAUCUGCAGGAUAGGAAGGACCUGGACAAAUUUAUCAAGUUUUUUGCUCUAAAGACUGUACAGGUCAUUGUUCAGGCUCGACUUGGAGAGAAGAUUUGUACCAGGUCAUCUUCCUCCCCCACAGGAUCAGACUGGUUCAAUUUAGCAAUAAAAGAUAUCCCAGAAGUGACCCAUGAAGCCAAAAAAGCGCUGUCUGGUCAGCUGCCUGGCAUUGGAAGGUCAAUGUGUGUGGAAGUCUCUCUUAAAACUUCAGAGGGUGAUUCCAUGGAACUGGAAACAUGGUGUUUGGAGGUGAAUGAGAAGUGUGACAGAGAUAUCAAAGUGUCAUACACAGUGUACAACAGGCUAUCUUUACUUCUCAAGUCUUUGCUUGCCAUUACCCGAGUUACCCCUGCAUACAAGCUGUCAAGAAAGCAGGGACAUGACUAUGUUAUUCUUUACAGGAUUUACUUUGGAGAAGUACAGCUAGCAGUGCUUGGUGAGGGUUUCCAAACUGUACGGGUUGGAGUAGUUGGGACACCAAUUGGGACCAUCACCUUGUCCUGUGCAUAUAGAACUAAUCUUGCCUUCAUGUCAACCAGGCAAUUUGAGCGUGGUGCACCAAUCAUGGGAAUUAUUGUUGAUCACUUUGUAGACCGGCCCUUUGUCACUGUAGGACCAAUGCACCCCUGUACCUACAGGACCCCAGCAGGAGAUGAAGUCCUGGAGUAUCCUGGUGUUGAGGACUCACAGGAAGUGUGUACAACAUCAUUCUCUACCUCUCCUCCAUCACAGUGUGUGUUCUCUGUUACUAAGACACAGUUACAGAACCCCAAACCUGCUGUGAUGGACACUCUGAAGGUCCCCAUGAUGGGGUUGGCUUUUUCACACCAACUGUGUAGCUCUCGUCUCUCCUAUCAGCCCCCAACACUUGGAUCAACGGACCUUUUAUGUCCUGCCGUGUUAAAUGCCACUCAUCUACACCAGAUUGUGAAUCAAGGCAAAGAUGGUGGAGUUCCACUUGGUCCUGUGCAACUACCCCAUGGUACACCUGCUGACCACGGAAAAAUCUCAACAUGCAAUACUGCUGAUACGACUCAACAUGUACCAGCAACACCCUCCAGCAGUGGUGAAGAAACAGAAGCAAUGACUCGGAGCAAUGACACAAAGAGCAGCUCUCCCACUGAUGCCUUAGAAGCAACCUUCAUAAGAAAAGUAGGGGCACUUGUCAACAAACCUACCACUCAGGUCACUACAGCCAGUUUGGACCUUCCCUUUGCUGCAUUUGCACCAAAGAAAUUUGACUUGGAGGAGAAUGACAUCAUGCUCCACCCCAAUGAUUCUCCACCUCCAGCGUCCCCACUUCAGGGCAGCUUGCACUCGGAUGGCUCCAGUGGCAGCAGCGGCCAGACACAAGAUGACUUUGUAAUGGUGGACUUUAAACCUGCCUUCUCCAAGGAUGACCUCCUUCCCAUGGAUCUAGGUACCUUUUAUCGCGAGUUCCAGAAUCCACCUCAGCUGAGCAGCUUGUCUGUGGAUGUGAGUGCACAGUCAAUGGCAGAAGAUUUGGAUUCUUUACCAGAGAAGCUGGCUCUAUAUGAGAAGAAUAUUGAUGAGUUUGAUGCUUUUGUAGACACCCUUCAAUAGGAGAAACCACCCAGAUGUUCUCCUUUCACUUUUUUUCUCAUCACACAUCAUGAAUCUUUCUUGCUUGUUUAGUCAUAAAAAUUGUCUCUUUAGCCAGGCAGAACUGUCUGAACUAAACAGCUAUGUAAUCCUUAGCAGUAUGUGACUGCCUGCUGAAGACUGUUGCACGUUCUUGUGUGGAACCAAGUAAGAAGAUUGCAUUUCAAAACCUCUUGUUCAUUCUGCUGUGCAGGAGGACUUCCAAGGACAUCCAGUAAAUGUUUCACCCUUAAGUGGAACUUUUUUGCAAAGCAGAUGGACAGAGUUGUGGUCAUAAAAUACCUUUUUUUUUUUUUUUUCUUAGUUGGCAAUGAGCUGCCUAGUUUUCUUCACGCAAGUGAGCCUGUCCUUCUCCUGGUGACUUAGUGACUCUGCUCUGUGAGACAGUAAAGUGCCAGUUUGUAUAAGAAGUAUAUUUUGCCAGUUUUCCACAAUGUCCUCCCUAAUGCCAGACAUUCAACCAACAUCCAAUUCAGCCUUAGAAAACUUUCAUAUCAGAUACUGAAUGGAUAAAAAGUGAGGUGCAUAAUUCUAAGGCACUCCAGAUAAAUUCCACAGAUAAUGUAUAGUCCCAUUUUUAUUUGUCCUCUGCGUGCUGUGGUUGGCUGGUUGGUUAUCCUCAACAAAUGAGACAAACAGGACAUCUGUGUUUCUUGUCUACUGCAAACCUCAAAAAUGGUUAAGAAUAAAUUGGAUAUUAAUUUUGA
This is a messenger RNA of Polypterus senegalus (gray bichir), 2680 nucleotides long. It is a transcript of the gene atg13, whose product is annotated as ATG13 autophagy related 13 homolog (S. cerevisiae). Bases 294 to 1934 code for a protein of 546 amino acids. Lineage: Eukaryota; Metazoa; Chordata; Cladistia; Polypteriformes; Polypteridae. The transcript has 18 exons. Gene Ontology annotation, biological process: piecemeal microautophagy of the nucleus; autophagosome assembly; protein localization to phagophore assembly site. The record is from RefSeq and is a predicted model, not a curated record. Gene Ontology annotation, cellular component: Atg1/ULK1 kinase complex; phagophore assembly site; extrinsic component of membrane.